GAACAGUUAAACGGACUAGGAUUGAAGUAAUGUUCCAUAAGAAGUAUGUUACUGUAUGUCACAUUAAAGGAAACAACUCUACCGCGCAAAAAUCGCAGUAGGCUGCGCAUGACGCAGGUGUUUGCUGAAGAAAAGUUUGGAUGAUCCGUGCAGUAGCAAAACUCUGCGGAAGCGGCGACAAAGGUGCAAAAUAACACAGACUGGACCAUCUGUGUGGUCUGUGCGACAAAAGCUGGUAAAGGGAGAAUCGGUUUUUGGUUAUUUCACCUGCCUGUGCUGUUUCUGAUCAUAUUCAUAUUCUUCCAAUGCUGUUUAGAAAGGAUGAAUGUUUUUUACUUCGCUGUGCUUCUUCUCUGCGCGAUGUUGCAGCGGAGCAACAUGCAAAUUGCUGUACCUGCCACAGUGUUAAACUGCUGUGAAGGCCAUAUUCUCCUUCUGCUGGAUUCUUCAGGAAGUAUAGCAAACUACGAGUUCUCUCGCCUGUUGCACUUUGUCACCAAGCUGCUUCACCCCUUCUCAUUGGGCCGUGGGCACGUAAGAGUCGGGCUGCUGCAAGUGGGCACAAACCCUAACCUGGAGUUCGGCCUGGACGUCCACAGCAACCAGGAAGGUCUGCAGAAAGCUCUUCAGAGUGUCAGCCAGCUGCAGGGAGACACCAACACCGAGGCAGCACUCAGGGUGGCCCAGCAGCUUCUGACAGAAACAGAUGAGAAAGUGCCAAAGAUUCUGCUGUGGCUGACGGAUGGUGUGCAGCCUGGAGACGUGGACAAACCAAUGUCGGAGCUGAAGGAGAAGGGAGUUUCUGUUCUAGCUGUGUCUACAGUACAUGGCAACUACCAGGUGUUACGACGUGCAGUAACACCUCCACUGGAGUCUCACCUUUACUCUGUGGACAUAGAUAACAUCGACAUCAUCACAGAGGAACUGAGGGAGGCCAUCAUCAAAAUUAUUCGUGCAGAACGGCUGCGCGUGGUUCACUUGACUUCCCACAGUGCUGUGCUGCAGUGGCGUCCUGUUCUGAGCCUUGACAACGGUUACUAUGAGCUCUCGUACAAAUCUAGGCGGAAAACGGACACUGAAACUAGACGCAUUCUCCCAGGCGACUCCAGCUGGGUAGAGCUGACCAAACUGCAGCCUGACACCACCUACACAGCUGCCCUCAGCCCAGAGUCCAACCACAGUCUGUUUAACACACUCUCUGUUAACUUCACGACACUUCCUGAUGUUUUAAGCCCAACAGUUGUCUCUGUGUCAGACUCUGGGCCUCGUCAGAUCCGUGUGAGCUGGGGUCCCCUCACUGUUGAGUAUGGAGCUAUUCCAAGCGGACACGUCCACACCGCCACAUUACCAAACCAGCAGAACUCUGCGUUGCUGAGCGGCCUGGAGCCGGGCACUCCGUACCUGGUCACAGUCGGUGCUCUGCAUGUCAAUGGAAAAGAAAGAGCCAUGUCUGUAAGGGCAUGUACUCAAGAGGCAGCUCUGCCAGCUCUGGCCGACCUUCAGUUGACCACAGUGGAGCGUCAGGAGGUGCAGGUAACGUGGAAGGCCCAUCAGGAAGGUUUGAAAGGCUAUUGGCUGAGCUGGGAAAGAGAAUUAUCCCAACACUCUUUCUCAAAGUUCUUCAUCGCCUCCAUGUACCUGCCUCCUACCUCUCGGGCAACGCGUCUUACGCGCCUUGCACCGAGCAGUCGAGUGUGUGUGUCCCCGGUCUAUGACUGGGGCCGAGGAGACGGGUUAUGCUGCAAUGCAGAGAGGCACACACGUUGGCUGAGCUGAAUAUAAUUAACUGUUUUUUUUCUUAAUUCCUGCAAUUAUGCUCAUACAUCACAGGUUUGGUUCAUUAAAGGGAAUUGUAAUUUCUCAUUUGUCUUUCUCUUAGAAAUACAAUCCGGCAAGUGGGUUUAACAACCAGAGUCUGCAGCAAUCAGUCUGCUGGAGCAAAACAGUUUGUGAAAUUGAGCAUUUCAAGUGCGGGAUGAAUCAGAUAUAUUGAGCAGGACUGGAUUGUAAAUAAUAGAAUAAUCAAGUUCAAAUGGUCAUCUUAAAAUGAAUUUAAGUGACAGGAAAGGCUUUAUCUCAUAACCCCAGCCCUCCGUCGUCACAAUGGCAAAGCAAAAUUGAAAAUUUACUUUUAUUACCAAUUUUCCCACCACAGUAUCACACAUUUGUUCCAACACAUCUGAAAUUAUAUGUGAAAAGUUCUCAUCUCUGUGCAAGUAUUCAAAGUUCUUAUAACGUGGUAAAUGUAAAGUUUUGGUUGCAACGCCUGAAAUAAGAUAAGCAUGAGAAAAUGAAUUGAGGCACACUAAACCACAAAACACUGUGUAGAGCUAAAGCUAU
Messenger RNA from Etheostoma cragini (Arkansas darter), 2340 nucleotides. RefSeq names its product von Willebrand factor A domain-containing protein 1-like. Gene Ontology annotation, molecular function: protein binding. The record is from RefSeq and is a predicted model, not a curated record. Lineage: Eukaryota; Metazoa; Chordata; Actinopteri; Perciformes; Percidae.